UCCUCACACACAACCUCAAAACGUCAUCCAAUACAUUCCUCUCCACCCAAAGAGGUGUAAAAAUCCCAAAAUAUGUGUCAAAUGGCCUGCAAUUGACGUCUCAUCGACGAUGACAUAUUUACAAGUGCCUCGACAUAUCCUGUCAAAAUAUAUCGCAUUUAUAUAAUUAAUUCCCACAUCAAAGGUUACAUGAUCGAUGAUGGAUCGCAAUAAACUCGGGCUGUCAGUCAAAAACUCCAUUAUGAUGGAGGACCUGAAAUUUAAAUUUCUGGGCCUGAUAAAUAAACAGAAUCAACCGAAAAUCCCAUCAAUGGGAUUGAACCCAGAAUUGUUGAAUCCCAUCGAUCCGUACCGCCACGAUUUCCAGGACGAAGUGAAAUCUGAGGCGAGUCAUUCAACCGAGGGUGAACCAGUGCCAGACCAAGAAAUCCUGGAGUCAAUCGAGUCAUCAUAUUACGAGACAGAUGGUACCUUCGACGCAUGCAGACAUGAGCUACUAAAGCUCCCCGAAAAAUUGAACUGCAAAGACAUCGAGAGGUACUACAAAACUCUGAAGCAGCAGCAGCAGGUGGUCUCGACAAAAGUGCUGCAAUUGAUUCUGCAGAAGCAGAGUGCAUGCAACGAUGAGUUCCAGGAGAUCCUGGAACUCCUGAAGCAACUGCAAGACGUGCUGGAUAUCUGUAGAAAAGGUAGAUUCGAUUUAAACCUCGCGAAGAAGCAGUUUACGACAGCAAGCCUGGGAAUUUUGUCGAACUAUCGAAAACGUCAGACAGUUCAACAGCUCUUGACCAAUUUGAAAACAAUCAAGACACUCCAGAGAACAGAGGAUCGUCUGCAGGAGCUGCUGAAAGAGGAGAACUACCCAGGUGCAAUAUCCCUUCUCCUGGAGUGUCAAUCAGCUGCUCAAACCUACAAGCACUUCCUCUGCGUAGCAGCCCUCCAUGGAAAACUCCAGGACACCCUCGAGCAGACAGAAGAGACCCUGGAGCACACGCUCUCACGAAUUUGCCUGCAAUUCGACAAUAAAACCUACUCAUCAGUCCAGGAAGCCUACAAACUCCUCGGAAAAACUCAGACAGCCAUCGAUAAUCUGCACAUGCACUUCACAGCUGCAAUUCUCAAUACAGCAUUUGCAACUGUUCACUCGUACUCUGGAGGUGACAUAAAACGCCAGUACAAGCAGAUCUGCCAGUCAAUACCUCGAGACUCCCAGAUCAACUGCCUCAUCGACCUCAGUAAAUCCUUGUGGAGAAUCGUGUGCUCGUAUAAUCAGGUCCUCGUCUGGCACAACUCCAACCCUCCAGAUCCUCCGGAUCACUCGAGUAAUCUCGAAGAAACCUUCAGCAAUCAGUACAUCAAGCAGAAAUUGGAGAAUGGAAUGACCAAAGUCUGGCACGACGUGGAAAUAAAAAUCUGCACAUUUCUCACAGCUGCUGACCUGACAUCCCUGAAAUUUGAGCAAUUUGUCCAGGUCCUGGGAAUUAUAAAUCGUCUGAUGGAGAUUGGCGAGGAGCUUUGUGACUCCAAGACCGAGAAUCUUCAGAGGACCAUGAAAAAUCAGUGCUCACUUUAUUUCUCUCAUUAUCACGCCUCCAGACUCGACGAGUUGAGGAUUUUCCUGGAGCACGAUGGCUGGGAAUUGUGUCCAGUCAAGUCGACCUUUGUUGCCACUCAACUCCAGGAGUUCAAGAGCCUCCGACCAGCUCUCAUCAACUGCAGGAGUCCCGAUGGCUCCAGUGACCACGACAACUCGGUCUCUGGAUGGAUCCAGAGGUACCUGGAGACCGAUAUCUCUCCUUUCGACGUUGGAAUGGAUGAGACGAUGGACGAGGACAUUCUCGCGACUAAGAAUCUGGAUAUUUCUAGUGCUGACUACUCCGAGGUAUCGUCUGAGGAAGAGGCCGAAGUGAUUGAGGAUAAUUCUAGGAGACGGAGGAGAAAGAAGGGAAUUUCUGGGCCAAUGGUCACCAACACCACUUUGAGUGUACUGAGGGUCUGUGGGAGGUACCUCCAGAUGUCCAGACUUCUCAGAUCAAUAGCUGUGACUGUCACCCAGAGCAUGAUACAAUUCUUCGAGCUCUAUUUUUAUGCUAUUCAUAAUUUUUUCACAUCGGACCUCCAGAUCACCAGUGAUUCCUUGUACAGUCCACUAUUGAAAUUAACUCUGGCAAGAAUUCGGGAGAAUUUGAUUGCCAAUGAGGCUGAGGAGGAGGACGGUGAGGCCAAGGGGAAGAGGGCCUUGAAGGUUCAUCAACCCAUGCUGUCCACCACUGUGGAUUUAUCCAAUGGGAAGAGGCUCUUCGGAUUGGCUGAGAGAAUUGUUGCAGUAGAGUCCAUCGUGUUUCUGGGGGCUCAGUACGAGAGUCUGAGAAGUUACCUGGAGAGACUCAUCAGGGAAAAGGAAGACAGGGGAUUUUUGAAUCAGUUCUAUAGCCAGACUAUUGCCUCUGCUAUAGAUCUGAGGAAGCCUGUGUACAUGGCUGUCGUCUCCAGGGCUUUUGACGUCGCUGGAGUACUGGCAGGAAUGGCGAGGGUCAACUGGGAGGUCAGGGAUGUGAUGUCCCAGCACAGUGGAUAUGUCGAUAAAAUCCAGGAGGAGGUGCUCGAGAUGAAGAGGAGGCUGGAGGAGGUCGGGAAUCUUCUCCCAAUUACUCGGGACAUCGAGAAUGCCAUUUGGGAGAAUGUUGGCCAUCUGAUAACACACACUCUUGUCGAAGGAUUAUCGAACGCUAAGAAGUGCUCAGUUGCCGGUCGGGGGGUGAUGCAACUUGAUUUUACCCAAUUAAAAUCCAAAUUUGAGACCAUCACGUCUGUGAGCCCGAUGCCUCAUCGUGAAUACGUACAAACCUACAUCAAGGCGUAUUACUUAGCGGAAAAUACACUUGAGGAAUGGGUGAAAGAGCAUAAGGAAUAUUCGGUGAAGCAUCUCAUAGGUCUCGUCUCCUGUGUUUGUCAAAACAACAAAAAAUCAAGACAGAGACUCAUCUCUAUUGUGGAAGAACAACGGCCCAACAGGUAACGAAUAUCUCCUGCGUCCUCACCAAUAAAACCAAAUCCCGAAAACAGAGAACUAAAAGAAUUUCGGAUUUGCUCUCAUCUCGAGUGAUCAAAACAUUAAAAAAUCCGCAAACGAAUCUCAUUAAUUUACGUUUUUUAAAAAAACAUUGAAGAAUCAGCACAAACGAACAGAUAAA
Molecule: messenger RNA, 3194 nt
Organism: Fopius arisanus
Lineage: Eukaryota; Metazoa; Arthropoda; Insecta; Hymenoptera; Braconidae
Gene: Vps50
Product: vacuolar protein sorting 50
Exons: 4
Coding region: 197-3019 (940 amino acids)
Biological process (GO): retrograde transport, endosome to Golgi; endocytic recycling
Cellular component (GO): EARP complex
Molecular function (GO): SNARE binding
Source: RefSeq, a predicted model, not a curated record